Pogona vitticeps (central bearded dragon) is the source of this 3756-nucleotide messenger RNA. Lineage: Eukaryota; Metazoa; Chordata; Lepidosauria; Squamata; Agamidae. The record is from RefSeq and is a predicted model, not a curated record.
GCAUUUCUCCGGGGAGAACUGAAACACAGACAGGGACGGCGUAGCUUACCCAAGGGGUUUUCGCCAUGCCUGAACCCGCCAAACCCGCAGCAAAGAAGAAAGAUGAAAAGAAGAAGGAAGUGAAGACGGAACCAAAGAAAGAAGAGCCAAAAGCAGAUGCUCCGGCAGACCAGGCAUCAGAAGGGGAACAGAAGGGAGAGCCUUCCACUCAGUCUGAUGCACUCUUCAUCAAGAAACCAGAAAGUGUGUUAACAGAGACUGGGAAGGAUAUAUGCAUUAGCUUUCAAGUGGAUGGGAAGAUGCUCCCAUGUAAACCCAACAUCAAAUGGUUCAAGGGAAAAUGGCUGGAGCUGGGGAUUAAAAGCGGGCUACGGUUCCAAUUCAAGGACAUCUUUGACAAGGAGAAAAACACUUACACCUAUGAAAUGAGAAUCAGCAAAGUGGUAAUUGGAGACCGGGGUGAUUACCGCUGUGAGGUGUCUGCCAAGGACAAGUUUGACAGCUGCACCUUCAACAUUGAUGUGGAAGCCGCAAGUACGGACAAUACGGCUGUCUUACAAGCAUUCAAACGGACAGGGGAAGGCAAAGAUGAUACUUCUGGGGAGCUGGACUUCAGUGGGUUGCUAAAAAAGAGAGAGGUCCAGCGUGAGGAGGAGGAGAAGAAGAAGAAGAAGAAGGAUGAUGAUGAUGAUCUGGGCAUCCCACCAGAGAUCUGGGAGUUGUUGAAGGGUGUGACCAAGAAAAGCGAGUACGAGCGCAUUGCCUUUGAGUACGGCAUCACUGACCUGCGUGGCAUGCUCAAGAGGCUCAAGAAAACCAAAGUGGAAGUCAAGAAGAGCGAAGCCUUCAUUAAAAAACUGGACCCUGCUUACCAAGUUGACAAGGGCCAUAAGAUCAAGAUGUGGGUGGAGGUGAGCAACCCAGACCUUCCAAUCAAAUGGAUGAAAAAUGGACAAGUGAUCAAGCCCAGUGGCAAGUACAUCUUUGAGAAUGUGGGCAAGAAGCGCAUCCUGACCAUCACCAAGACCACACUAGCUGAUGACGCAGCCUACGAGUGCGUUGUCGGGGAUGAGAGGUGCUCCACGGAGGUCUUUGUCAAAGAACCUCCUGUCCUGGUUGUGAGUGGCCUGGAUGAUCAGCAGGUGGUAGUGGGAGACCGAGUGGAGAUGGAAGUUGAAGUGUCUGAGGAAGGAGCCCAGGUGGUCUGGUGUAAGAAUGGUGUAGAACUGACUCGAGAAGAGACUUUCAAAUACCGCUUCAAGAAGGAUGGCAAAAAGCACAUCCUCAUCAUCAAUGAGGCCACCAAGGAGGAUGCUGGACGCUACAUGAUCAAGACCAAUGGUGGCCAAUCAGAGGCAGACCUCGUAGUUGAUGAUAAGCAGCUUGAGGUCCUUCAGGAUAUUGCUGACCUCACAGUCAAAGCUGCAGAGCAGGCGGUCUUCAAGUGUGAAGUGUCAGAUGAGAAGGUGACAGGCAAAUGGUAUAAGAAUGGAGUUGAGGUCCGGCCCAGCAAACGUAUUACAAUUUCUCACAAGGGCAGAUUCCACAAGCUGGUCAUUGAUGAUGUGAGACCAGAAGAUGAGGGAGACUACACUUUUGUUCCUGAUGGAUAUGCGCUUUCACUUUCUGCCAAGCUCAACUUCUUGGAAAUCAAGAUUGAGUAUGUCCCCAAACAAGAGCCCCCCAAGAUCCACUUGGACUGUGGUUCAGGAAAAACAAACGAAAACACCAUUGUGGUGGUCGCUGGCAACAAGCUGCGCCUUGAUGUGUCAAUCACUGGGGAACCUCCUCCAGUGGCCACUUGGAUGAAGGGUGAGGAGAUCUUCGCAGAGAAGGAGGGCCGGGUUCGCAUAGAAGAGCGGAAGGAGCUGAGCAGUUUUGUGAUAGAGAGCGCUGAGCGCUCAGAUGAAGGGAGUUACACCAUCAAGGUGACCAAUCCAGUGGGUGAGGAUGUUGCCUCCUUGAACAUCAAGGUUGUGGAUGUUCCUGAUCCGCCUGACUCUGUGCGCAUCACCUCUGUUGGAGAGGACUGGGCCAUUUUGGUGUGGGACCCACCAAAGUAUGACGGCGGCAUGCCUGUUACUGGGUACCUCAUGGAGCGCAAAAAGAAGGGAAGCAUGCGCUGGAUGAAACUGAACUUUGAAGUCUUCACUGAGACCACCUAUGAGUCCACCAAGAUGAUUGAAGGGGUGCUGUAUGAGAUGCGUGUCUUCGCUGUCAACGCCAUUGGAGUCUCUCAGCCCAGCCAGAACACCAAACCUUUCAUGCCUAUUGCCCCAACCAGUGAGCCAAUCCACCUCACCUUGGAGGAUGUGACAGACACCACAGCCACACUGAAGUGGCGUCCUCCAGACCGGAUUGGCGCAGGCGGCAUUGAUGGCUACCUCAUUGAGUACUGCAAGGAAGGAAGUGAUGAAUGGAUACCUUGCAACACAGAGCCAGUAGAACGUUGUGGCUUUACUGCUAAAGACCUUCCAACGGGCGAGAAGCUUUUUUUCCGGGUCAUUGCGGUCAACAUUGCAGGCAGGAGUGUCCCAGCCACUUUUGCGCAGCCAGUCACUAUCCGAGAGAUUGUCCAGCAACCCAAGAUUCGUCUGCCUCGCCAACUUCGGCAGACGUACAUCAGAAAAGUUGGGGAGCAAAUCAAUUUGGUGAUCCCUUUCCAGGGUAAACCCCGUCCCAUAGUUACCUGGACAAAGGAUGGAAAGCCUCUGGAUGCCAGUCAGAUCAAUAUCCUCACCUCAGACCUCGACACCAUCCUUUUCAUCCGCAAGGCUGAACGGCACCAUUCAGGAGCCUAUAACCUUUCGGUUAAGAUUGAGAACAUGGAAGACAAUGCCGUCAUCAAGAUUCGAGUCGUGGAGAAACCUGGGCCAGCCCACAAUGUGAUGGUGAAGGAGGUGUGGGGUUUCAAUGCAUUAGUGGAGUGGGAACCUCCCAAGGAUGAUGGGAAUUCAGAGAUUACUGGCUAUUCGAUCCAAAAAGCUGACAAGAAGACCAUGGAGUGGUUCACUGUAUAUGAGCACAAUCGUCUGACUCGUUGCACAGUGUCUGACCUCAUCAUGGGCAAUGAAUACUACUUCCGGGUCUACAGUGAGAACAUCUGUGGGCUGAGCGAGACCCCUGGGGUCUCUAAAAAUACAGCCAACAUUCAGAAAACAGGAAUAAUCUGUAAAAAAUUAAACUACAAGGAACAUGACUUCAGCAUGGCUCCCGUUUUCAUAACACCACUGGUAGACCGUACGGUAGUGGCUGGCUAUACUACUGCCCUGAACUGUGCAGUGAGGGGUCAUCCGAAGCCCAAGAUAAUCUGGAUGAAGAACAAAAUGGAUAUCAGUGGAGACCCCAAGUUUCUGCAGAAAAACAAUCAAGGGGUGCUCACUCUUAGCAUCCGCAAACCAAGUCCCUUUGAUAGUGCAACUUACUCCUGCAAGGCUGUCAACGAACUGGGCGAGGCCAUUGCAGAAUGCAAGCUGGAUGUCAAAGCACCACAGUAACCUUGUUGCCACCAUGCACAGAAGAGCUUAUGAAAAGCCCCCUCCUUUUUUCUCCAUGGCGUCCCUUCCCACUUUGUGCCAAUGCUACGGGGAGCCUGGAAGUGUCUGCCUCCCCCCUCUCCCCCCACCCCAAAGAUCCCACAUCUAUCAUGUGCUUGGAUAGGAGCUACCACAGACCAGCCAGCCCACUCCUGUAUCCGUCUGUAUGCGUGUGUCUAUGUGGUCGGUUGUUGUGUCAAUAAAGUCAUCCUUGACGGGA